Nomia melanderi (Alkali bee) is the source of this 3186-nucleotide messenger RNA. RefSeq names its product U2 small nuclear riboprotein auxiliary factor 50 (gene U2af50). Gene Ontology annotation, biological process: mRNA processing. Gene Ontology annotation, cellular component: nucleus. Lineage: Eukaryota; Metazoa; Arthropoda; Insecta; Hymenoptera; Halictidae. Gene Ontology annotation, molecular function: RNA binding. The record is from RefSeq and is a predicted model, not a curated record.
CUUGUAGUACAUGUUGAUAUCAGUACUAUAAUUCACUAGCCAGUAACUAUCUAGCCUAUCGCCAUUUCGGAAUAAAAAUUUGUUUUAAGACGCAUUGACAUUUACUAAUCUUAUUGUUAUUUAUACAGUACUGUUUCUUGAAAUAAAAUUCGUGGAUCUAGGUAAUUAAUAGUAAAAUGGGUGAAGAUUACAAUGGAGAUCGUGAUCGCCAAGACCGGGAUAAGGAUAGGGACAGGGACAGGGAUCGUGAUAGGCGACAUAGAUCUCGUAGUAGAGAUCGUAGAAAACGUUCACGUUCAAGAUCGAAAGAUCGAAGAGAUAGAAAGAGAAGUAGUUCACCCAAAAAAAGUCGUAGUUCCAGAAGAAGAAAACCAUCACUUUAUUGGGAUGUUCCACCACCUGGGUUCGAACAUAUUACUCCUUUACAGUAUAAAGCAAUGCAAGCUGCUGGACAAAUCCCGGCAAACAUAGUGGCAGACACACCACAAGCAGCUGUACCAGUAGUUGGUAGUACGAUUACUCGACAAGCAAGAAGACUUUAUGUAGGAAACAUUCCAUUCGGCGUGACUGAAGAAGAAAUGAUGGAGUUUUUCAAUCAACAAAUGCAUCUUUCUGGACUUGCACAGGCUGCUGGAAAUCCAGUAUUAGCAUGUCAAAUCAAUUUAGACAAAAACUUUGCUUUCCUAGAGUUCCGUUCGAUAGACGAAACGACACAAGCUAUGGCUUUUGAUGGCAUCAACUUUAAGGGGCAAAGUUUGAAAAUAAGAAGACCACACGAUUAUCAGCCAAUGCCAGGAAUGACUGAUAAUCCAAGUAUGAACGUGCCAGGUACGGUUCCCGAUUCUCCACACAAGAUCUUCAUUGGUGGUUUACCCAAUUAUUUGAACGAAGAACAGGUGAAGGAGUUAUUGAUGAGCUUUGGACAACUAAGAGCAUUCAACCUAGUGAAGGACUCGGCCACAGGUCUAUCCAAGGGUUAUGCAUUCUGCGAGUAUGUUGACGUCUCGAUGACCGAUCAAGCAAUCGCUGGAUUAAAUGGUAUGCAGUUGGGAGAUAAAAAACUGAUCGUUCAACGGGCUAGCGUAGGUGCCAAAAAUCCCAUGAUUGGCGCACAAGCUCCAGUACAAAUUCAGGUGCCUGGAUUGUCUAUGGUGGGAACUAGUGGUCCAGCAACUGAGGUACUUUGCUUACUGAACAUGGUAACUCCUGAGGAACUAAUGGAAGAAGAAGAAUACGAGGAUAUUCUAGAAGACAUUAAAGAAGAAUGUAAUAAAUAUGGUGUGGUUCGCUCUGUAGAAAUACCAAGGCCUAUAGAAGGUGUUGAUGUACCUGGAUGUGGAAAAGUAUUUGUCGAAUUUAAUAGCGUGAUUGACUGCCAGAAGGCACAGCAAACACUUACGGGACGAAAAUUCAACAAUCGUGUUGUUGUGACAUCUUACUUUGAUUCCGACAAGUAUCAUCGCAGAGAAUUCUAAAUAAUAGAAUUAUUUCUCUUUUCAUACCGAUUAAUAAUUAAUUACCAAUGUAUAAUAUAUAUAUUGAAUUAAUAAUCUAACAAGCCCGAAAAUUGAUCAUUUUCUUGUAUCCGACUGUACAAAGCAAGCUGUAAUUGAUUUUCAAACUGUAUUGUUCAAUUGAACGUCGUUUGUUGUAACUUAAGUAUCUUUCGAUGAUGAUAUAACCAUACUUAAUUAUUGUGUAAUUUAUAAAACAUAUUUCACAAUUUUGAACUAGUAAAGGAAUAAAAAGUACUAUGAAAGGCACAAUUAUAAAAAUAACGAUGUUAUUCAAUUUCGAUAAUUAAUGAUAUUAAAAUACUAGGCAAUCGACAGAAGUAGCUAUAUUAACACGUUCAGGAUGAUAGUGCUCUGAUAAAACUCGCUACUGAUACCAUUUUUUAUAAUUGAACAAUUAAUUUUAAGAAAGCAUUUCUUGUCAUUAAUAUCCAAUUUUUCGAUUUAUAGUUUCUUUACUUGUUAAUCUUGUUUCUUAGUAACGUAUUAUUUUAUGUCAUUUGACGUUUACAUUAUUAUUUACUGUUACACGAGAACAGUCAGUAGUGGGUCAACGAUAGGUGAUAUCGUCCUGUAGGUGUUAAAGUCAAUAACACAUUGUCACUAAGUUCAUAUAAAAUAUUUUGGGUUGUAAGAAUAUUACAAUGUUUUUUUUUCAUAGAGUAUAGAAAAAUUGUGUAAUGAGUGAUAAUUAAAUUUUUGUGUAUCCUUAAAUUUAAGCAUCAUUUUGUAAAACAGGUUGGUGAUACGAAUGUCUUUCCGCGGUCUCAGCAUUAUCCACUACAAAUUUUUGUAGUAGCACACAAAGUCCUCCACCGGCGAGCAGCAUAAAAAUUCCUACUAGUAGAACUAUAGACCAUGCGGGAAUAGCCGUUCCCCCUAGGAAAAUAGGCAUAUUUAGUCUUUAUACAUGUCAUUAAUUAUAUUAUAUUUCUAUAGUACUUUUCACUUACAGUAAUAACGUCUUGUAAUCGUUUUCCGCCCUCUUAAAAUUUUACGUCUUGCUUCGACUUCAUCCAUAAAAAGACCCAUGAACACUGUUUAAAGUUAGUUUAUUAAUGAGAAGUGAUAUUCUGUUUUUCCCUAUUAUCGUUAGAAAUCAUUUGUAUAACAUGCUUAUUCAUGGUGCAAUAAUCUUUUUCAUUUCUAUUCAUGUCUAAUACUAUUAAGUUUGUUAGCAGGUAUAUUAUAAAUACGUUUCAUUAACAACACUAGUAUGCAAAGUCUAGAAAUUUGCACAAUUAUGUUAGGAAAUAAAUGCAUUUCUAAGCACAUCCAAUUUUGCACUGCGUGGGAAUCAAUGUAUCACAUUUGUCGAUUAGUUUAGUAUGCUUAAGAAACAUAAUAUGAACAUUUAUAUAUUUACUUACGCAAGCCAAUAGUGAAGUAGCACAAUAAUUUUUUGGAACACAUUUUUUUAUCAACUAGAUGAAAACUUGAAUACACUUGUAAUUGAAAAUCACUUGUAGUUGAAAUAGUUGAGUAAGGAAAUCGUGUUGGAACGCCAAAGCGAUAUAAACGUGAAUCCGUUGUGAAUCAACGGUUUGAUAAGAAAUAUCCGAUAACAGGUGGAAAAUGCAUCUUAUCUGUUCUCGUAAAAGAUAAAAGAUAUUUUCACCGUCAAACCCUACUUGGAUGUAUAAUACAGUUGACAUACUUUAAGUAUUUAAUA